Zootoca vivipara (common lizard) is the source of this 2262-nucleotide messenger RNA. Its product is annotated as vomeronasal type-2 receptor 26-like. Gene Ontology annotation, biological process: G protein-coupled receptor signaling pathway. Lineage: Eukaryota; Metazoa; Chordata; Lepidosauria; Squamata; Lacertidae. Gene Ontology annotation, molecular function: G protein-coupled receptor activity. The record is from RefSeq and is a predicted model, not a curated record. Gene Ontology annotation, cellular component: plasma membrane.
AUGGCUGUGGCUGAUGACAAAGGGGACCAGUUUUUACAGACCAUGGUGCCAAUGCUUUCUCAGAAUGGCAUCUGUUCGGCCUUCAUAGAAAGAAUACCAAAACGGGCAUAUUUUGAUGAGUUGAUCGACUUGAUGAUAAAGCGCUGGGAAAAUUAUGUAAUCGUCAGUGACAGAAAAGCCAGUGUAUUAUUUGUAUAUGGAGAACCACCAUCUUUUCAGAUUUUGAGAGUCUUACUGUUUCUAGCACCUUUCUUGUCACUUCCACCUCUGUGUAAAGUAUGGAUUAUUACAUCCCACUGGGAUUUUGCAUCACUGUCUGUUCAGAAGAUCUGGGAUAUACAAACUUUCCAUGGUUCCAUAUCACUCACAGUUCACUCAAAACAGCCCCAAGGAUUCCAAAAGUUUAUUCAGAUGAUUAGACCUUCCUGGGUUAAAGGAGAUGGUUUUGUCCAGGACUUCUGGGAACAGGCAUUCAGCUGUUCAUUAAAAGUGUACAACGGACCAGAAGAGAGAAAGAAAGUAUGCACUGGAGAAGAGAAACUGGAGAGCCUUUCUGGAAUUUUGUUUGAAGGGAAGAUGACUGGUCACAGCUACAAUGUCUACAAUGCUGUCUAUGCUGUGGCACAUGCUUUAAAUAAAAUCAGUUCCCAACAUCGAAGGUUCAGAGGGUGUCUGAAGCUUCAGGAUGUGCAACCAUGGCAGUUCCAUCACAUUCUAAGGAGGAUUGCAUUCAACAACAGUGAAGGAGAUACUGUGUCUUUUGAUGGAAAUGGCGAAUUAGUUACAGGUUUUGAUAUUACAAACUGGCUGAUGUUCCCCAAUGGCUCCGUGGUUCGAGUGAAAGUUGGAAGGCUGGAACCUCAGGCACCUCAAGGCAAACAGUUAGCUAUUAAUGAUGAUCAAAUUGUGUGGCAUCAAAGCUUUAACCAGGUGCUGCCACUUUCUGUUUGCAAUGAGAACUGCUACCCAGGCUAUAGCAGAAAAAAGAAGGAGGGGGAGAAAUUUUGCUGCUAUGAUUGUGCUCCGUGUCCAGAAGGAAUGAUAUCUAACCAGAAGGACAUGGAUGCUUGUGUCAAUUGUCCCGGAGAUCAGUAUCCCAACAAAGACCAAACUCAGUGCAUUCCCAAAAUCAUAAGCUACCUCUCUUACAGAGAAGAUUUAGCAAUCACCUUAACUAGCUUGGCUAUUGUUUUCUCUUUUGUCACAAUUGUAGUACUUGGAAUUUUUAUGAUACACAAGGACACUCCCAUUGUCAAAGCUAACAACCGGACUCUCACCUACAUCCUCCUCGUCUCCCUUCUCCUUUGCUUCCUCUGCUCCUUGCUCUUCAUUGGACAACCUGGAAAGACAACCUGCCUUCUACGUCAAACCACUUUUGGCAUCAUAUUCUCUGUGGCCCUUUCUUCUGUGUUGGCAAAGACCAUCACUGUGGUUGUGGCAUUUAUGGGAACAAAACCAGGAUCCAGGAUGAGGAAAUGGGUGGGGAAAAGACUGGCAAAUUCUAUUGUUUUCUCCUGCUCUUUUAUUCAGGCUGCCAUUUGUACUCUUUGGUUAAGUUCUACUCCUCCAUUCCCAGGUAGAGACAUGCAUUCAGUGAAAGGUGAAAUCAUACUGGAAUGUAAGGAGGGUUCAGUUUCCAUGCUUUAUUGUGUCUUGGGCUAUAUGGGUUUCCUAGCCAUUGUCAGCCUCAUUGUGGCUUUCCUAGCCAGGAAGCUGCCAGACAGUUUCAAUGAAACCAAAUUUAUCACUUUCAGCAUGUUGGUGUUUUGUAGUGUUUGGUUAUCAUUUGUUCCAACCUACCUCAGCACCAAAGGAAAGUACAUGGUGGCUGUGGAGAUCUUCUCCAUCUUAUCAUCCAGUGCUGGAUUAUUGGUUUGUAUCUUUUCCCCUAAAUGCUAUGUCAUUGUACUCAGGCCCGAUCUUAACACUACACAAAUGGUCGAGUUCAGAAACAGCUUUCAGUACUUUUUGAAAAUAUUGAAGAAAGCCAUGGUUUUUUGCCAUACAAUUCUCACAGAGAGCAACACUGUUGAACAGAACUGUAACUCUGCUUACAGUUCAGUGCCUAAGAACUACCAGCACAUUCUGGCCUUAGCAUUUGCUGUCAAAGAGAUAAAUGAGAAUCCCAACAUCUUAUCAAAUAUAUCUCUGGGGUUCCACAUCCUCAAUAGCUACUUCACUGCAAGGAUGACCUACAAAGCCACUCUUAGCCUCUUUUCUACACAACCUGACUUAUGGAACACUUUUGCCAUCAUGGGAUGA